Messenger RNA from Mugil cephalus (flathead mullet), 666 nucleotides. RefSeq names its product ribosomal protein L27a (gene rpl27a). Gene Ontology annotation, biological process: translation. Gene Ontology annotation, molecular function: structural constituent of ribosome. The transcript has 6 exons. The record is from RefSeq and is a predicted model, not a curated record. Bases 1 to 612 code for a protein of 203 amino acids. NCBI's taxonomy places the organism in Eukaryota, Metazoa, Chordata, Actinopteri, Mugiliformes, Mugilidae. Gene Ontology annotation, cellular component: ribosome; cytosolic large ribosomal subunit.
AUGGAAAUCUUCAUGGAAAGAUGUGUUCAGCUGCCUGAAUAUUAUUUCCCGACAUCCGUCAGUAGGCGUCGCUGUGGAUUUCUUCACGUUUUAUUUCCAGCACUCAAAUCUCGCUCAAAAUCGCGAAGCUUCCAAAUCCCGUUCCUCUUUCAACUAGCCUCCAAGAUGCCCACCAAGAAGACCAAGACCAGGAAGCUCCGAGGACAUGUCAGCCACGGACAUGGUCGCAUUGGUAAGCACAGAAAGCAUCCUGGAGGUCGUGGUAAUGCUGGUGGUCUGCAUCACCACAGAAUCAACUUCGACAAAUACCAUCCGGGGUACUUCGGUAAGGUGGGUAUGAGACAUUACCACUUGAAGAGGAAUGCAUCCCACUGCCCCACCAUCAACCUGGACAAGCUGUGGACACUGGUGAGCGAACAGACCAGGAUCAAUUACGGCAAGAAGCCCGAUGGACCCGCCCCUGUCAUCGAUGCUGUGCGCGCUGGCUACUACAAAGUUCUGGGCAAAGGCAAGCUGCCCAAGCAGCCUGUGAUCGUCAAGGCCAAGUUCUUCAGCCGACAGGCUGAGGAGAAGAUCAAGGCAGUGGGAGGCGCCUGCGUGCUGAUGGCAUAAUGUUCCUGUCAGUGUGGUUUUGCUAAAAUAAAAUGUAUAAAUGGAAACAUCAAA